CAGCCCUCUGGCGCAAGCUCACGCGCUGCGUGACGUCACGCAAACGCCAUCAGCACCACAAAAAGCCUGCGCAAGCGCAGACAAGACGCAGGAUCGACAGCAUCGCAGCGCAGCGUCGAAAACCGGGCUGAGAUGGACAAGUGCGAAUGCGCCAAGACUGGGUCUUGCACCUGCGGGCAGAACUGCAAGUGUACGAACUGCGCAUGCGCUAAAGGCGACAAAAGCUGCUGCUCCUCCGGCUGCACGAAGGGCGCCAGCAGCUGUGACAGCGCCUGUAAGGACAAGGACAAGAGCAAAUGCUGCAAAUAAUGGCGCGUGAUGGUGCCGCUCUUAUUCUGACUCAAUAAAACCUAACUCUGAUAUUUGUCGUA
Molecule: messenger RNA, 371 nt
Organism: Pygocentrus nattereri (red-bellied piranha)
Lineage: Eukaryota; Metazoa; Chordata; Actinopteri; Characiformes; Serrasalmidae
Gene: mtbl
Product: metallothionein-B-like
Exons: 3
Coding region: 133-309 (58 amino acids)
Molecular function (GO): metal ion binding
Source: RefSeq, a predicted model, not a curated record